UUCACUACAUCAUCCCGCGACUCGUAGUCCGACUCGCCACCUUUAUCUUUGUUCUCGACACCUCGAGUUGACUUUCCCACUUCACAACCAACUCCGUUCCCUCAGCUUCCGACGCGCAACACCCUUGCCACACGUGCGCAUCGUGCCAGCUUUCUCUUUCUCUUUCCCCUGCAGCAACAGGACAGGUCGCCUUUGCAUCUCUACAUAGCAAUAGAACUGUUGCGCUUCACUCUCUUCAUCACUCACGCCUUCGUCCUACCUUCUGCGCCUUUGCCUCACUGGUUUGUCGCUUUGAGUGUCUGCCUGAGUGAGAGAGCCGUUCAACUUCGCACUUGUCGGACCCGGGUGGUCGACUUGCAACUAUGGCGUCUUCCGUAUUUUACAAGUUCAAGAACUCAAAGGAGCCCGAACGCAUCGUGUUCGAUGGCACUGGCAUCUCGGUAUUUGAGUUGAAGCGAGAAAUCAUCACGGCCUCUGGUCUCGGCGACGGCACUGACUUCGACCUCCACAUUUAUCCUGAGGACUCGCCCAAGGAAGAGUAUGACGAUGACACCACGAUAAUUUCGAGAUCGAGCACUGUCAUCGCAGUCCGUCGGCCGGCCGCUCGAGGCCAUGGCCGAGCUGCCCGCUACGUCUCCGGUCGCGCCCCCGUCCGAGCUAUCAAGAAAGCCGACACCACCAAACCCAUCACAACAGCGACCGCUGGUAUAGGACUGUCAGAGGCAGAUGCAGAGGCUGCUUUCCUGGCAGAGUCGGCACAGGCUUGGGACCAGCAGAAAGAGGCUUUGUCACACGCAAAACCUGUAUAUCACAAGAAGAAGCCCGUGAAUAUCCCAACACAUGAUCCGCCGCCUGGAUACAUUUGCUAUCGAUGUCAGAAGAAGGGUCACUGGAUCCAAGCUUGCCCCACUAACGACGACCCGGAUUUCAAACCUGUGCCUCGCGCCAAGCGCACUACCGGAAUUCCUCGGUCGUUCCUGCAGACUAUUGCUAAACCGACUGAGGACGAAUUGGAGGAUAGUCGUGGGAUUAUGUUGAAUUCGGAAGGAGAGUAUGUGAAGGUACUGCAGGAUGAGAGGACAUGGAAGAAGUUUCAGGAGAAGGCCAACGCAUCCAAGGCUCAGGCUGCGAACGUUGAUGCCGUCAAUAAGGAGAUUCGGGAGCGCGGACUUGAGUGUUCUAUCGACAAGCGCUUGUUCGUGGAUCCGGUGCAGACCCCGUGUUGUAGCACGACAUAUUGCCAUGACUGCAUUGAGAAUGCACUGGCAGAUGGGGAUUUGGUUUGUCCAAACUGUUCAACGGAGGGAGUUCUCAUUGAUGAUCUCACUGCUGAUGAGGGCAUGGUGGAGAAGAUCAGGGCCUUUGAGGCCGAGAAGGCCAAGGAGAAGGUGGAGAAGGAACAGCAGGCAAAGGAUGAUGCGAAAGCGGCUGCGAAACCCUCUUCUCCCUCUAACAAUGAAUCUGUUUCUGUGCCUCACUUUACUGAUGAGACGGCAAAGGCUAGCAAGGCUUCCGCGUCAGGUGCCGGUGGAAACAAUUCGGAUACUGACACCUCUUCGGUAUCCAAGAAACGGAAGAGUCCUCCCAGCGAGAUCAAGCCUCCAACAGCUCCUAAGGCCAUGCGAGCACAGAAGGAGCAGGCUGCUAAAGCAGAACACGAUCAAAUGUCUGCCCUUGAGAAACAAUUUUUCCAAAACAUGGCCGAGCUAAAGGAUAUGCCAACAUUGGUGCCUCCCGUCUCAAUGGGCAUGAGCAUGGGGAUGCCCAUGAAUCCGAUGAUGGGAUACGGUGGUGGCUGGAAUCAGAAUCAGAGUCAGAAUCAAUAUGCUGGCAACAUGGGCUACCAACAAAACAUGCCCAACAAUGCAGCCCCAUUCCCGAAUCAACAGCGAACCGUCUUCUCUGAACAACCAAACGAGAAGGAUGCGUAUGAACGCAAGCCUCUCAACCCCCAGCGUAGCCAGAAUCGGAAUCGGAGGCAGCGUCCCACAGAUUACCACUACGUCUGA
Molecule: messenger RNA, 2009 nt
Organism: Lindgomyces ingoldianus
Lineage: Eukaryota; Fungi; Ascomycota; Dothideomycetes; Pleosporales; Lindgomycetaceae
Product: DWNN-domain-containing protein
Exons: 3
Coding region: 363-2009 (548 amino acids)
Biological process (GO): protein ubiquitination; mRNA processing; ubiquitin-dependent protein catabolic process
Cellular component (GO): nucleus
Molecular function (GO): zinc ion binding; nucleic acid binding; ubiquitin protein ligase activity
Source: RefSeq, a predicted model, not a curated record